GUGGAGUGAAAAACAUCAGGGUUAAGUACAUAGCAAACUGGACAUGAUUAAACAUUUACAAACUGUUUUCAGAGAGACCUGAUUUAGAGAAUACGGUCUAGUUGGUGUAGAUUAGUGUCUGUGAACAGCUUGAGUAUUUUUACCACUUACACAUCAGUACAUCUGCAGCAUUCAUCAUGGAGUGGACGAGCCUCGUCUGUCUCCUCACUCUGUUCUUCGUCAGCACGAACACAUCCAUGAUUGAGACCUUACACAAAAUCAAGGAUCUAGAAGACAAAACAUUUGGCCACAAGUACCCACGCCAUGGUCUUCUCCUGCUGCACUGGCUGGCCAAUCACGUCUCUAUCAGCCAAUCAGAGGAUAUCCUGCUUCAUUUUGAUCCGGCAAGGCAGGACUACGGAUUCCGCUACUAUCGAGGCAGCAACAGCUCUUUCCUUCCAUACUUGGAUGACUCGAGCGACAGAGCGUACUACUCUUUGGGAAGUCUCAGUUCAGAAAGUGUCCGAACCAAGCUGCCUCCGUACGUCACCCAAGACUACUACAAUGCCUUUGAGGACCCCAAGAGAGACCUGGAUCGCAUAGUCCUCCGAGUGCAAAGGACCGACCCACGCCGAGCAGACAAGGUGUACAUCACACAAGCAGUGAGCAAAGACCAAGAGGCAGACUAUAACCCAGAUGAAACCUUCGAGAUUAGUCCAAAACUCUUGACACAAGUACAGAUUCUCAAAACCCCUCUUAAUUUAAUACAAAUUCUUGAAUCCCACAAGACUGGUGGUCAAAACUCAGAUGACCCUAGACUUGUUCUCUCCAAAGACCAAUUUCUGUACCACUUGAAACAUUCUGACAAACAUCUGCAGACUAUAUUUGAAGAUGCAGGCAUGAGGUGGCUUCUGUUUCUGGCUGGAUAUGACAUAGACAACAGGUACAACAUCCAUAGGAAAACUUGGUUCUGCACAACUGAUGAGCCGAACCAGCACGACCAAAUGUCCAGGGAUCCUGAGACACUGUGUGAAGGCCACAAUACGGUCAAGCUAGAGGUGAAAUCCACAGAAGAUGGCUACGCAAGAAUCAUUUGGAGUGGUUUACCGAAGAACAUCAUUCAAAUGAACACUACUGUUGUUCUUUUUACUAGCGACACGUCUAACGAGCUCGAGAGGUUCACAGAAAUAGGAGGUCAAUCUUCAGGAUCCUAUGACACCUACUUGGGGCUGAAGCACGGGAUUCAUCCACGUCUGGUCACGUUAAAUCUUGCUUUCGAGUACGGUUUCAUCGGACUCCGUUACGCAUUCAUAUGGAGAGGGCCACAGUUUGAUGAAGCAAACAGAGCGAUUCCUACAGACAUUACUGGCUACAAUGCAAGCCUUCAACUUUACACCACAGAUGGCUACGCGUGUGCUCGGAUAUACAUCAGAAAGUCUUUCACUGAUUGGAAAAGUGAGUUUGCCAACUCAUGGGUGUCAUUUUAUACCAGCGAUCAAGAUCUGGACCACAAGUAUAAACACUAUCAGUGGGUCACCAAUUUUAACAAGGCUGAUAACAAUGAAGAAUAUCUAAUCUAUGAGUACAAGUCAUCCAUGAGUAUUGGACCUGGAGUACAAGCUCGCUUUAUGUUCUCUACUGAUAAAACCUCAUAUCGGAUUUUCCAGAAAUGGUUUUCCGCAACAGUAAAAGCUCGCACGAUUCAAUGGGAGAGUGUAAAUAACUAAUGAAAGCAUAAGGGUUGAAAAAAACAACAACUAAUUUUUGGAAAUUCUUUAGUGUUUUGGAAACUAAUUAUCAGAGGUGGGAGUAAGUGACACAUGUGCAAGUCACAAGUAAGUCUCAAGUCAUGAAUGUCAAGUCAAAGUCAAGUCGAGUCUCUUUUUUAAUAUUUGUCAAGCAAGUCUCAAGUCUCAAAUUUGCCACUUAAGUCUGACUCGAGUCAAGUCAUAUGUCUCGAGUCCCCCAUCUCUGCUAAUUAGCAUCUGAUGAAAACAUUUUGAUAUGAUAAACAGAAUAUUUACAAUUCUUUAUUUUUUAAAAUUAAAAUGUGUUUUAAUUGUCAAUGUAUAAAAUAAUAAUAAAAAAAAUUACCACAGCA
Molecule: messenger RNA, 2080 nt
Organism: Tachysurus fulvidraco (yellow catfish)
Lineage: Eukaryota; Metazoa; Chordata; Actinopteri; Siluriformes; Bagridae
Exons: 2
Coding region: 177-1706 (509 amino acids)
Source: RefSeq, a predicted model, not a curated record